This is a messenger RNA of Populus euphratica (Euphrates poplar), 2822 nucleotides long. Its product is annotated as transcription factor bHLH131-like protein. NCBI's taxonomy places the organism in Eukaryota, Viridiplantae, Streptophyta, Magnoliopsida, Malpighiales, Salicaceae. The record is from RefSeq and is a predicted model, not a curated record. Gene Ontology annotation, molecular function: DNA-binding transcription factor activity; protein dimerization activity. Gene Ontology annotation, biological process: regulation of DNA-templated transcription. Bases 314 to 1000 code for a protein of 228 amino acids. The transcript is spliced from 3 exons.
GGAUUAGAUUAUAACGAGGGCAUCAGAUUACAAGAUCUUGGAAUUAAAUCAGACAAUAAAUUGAGGGAGGGUUUUUCGAUUGUGUUGAUUAUUAGGUUUGAUACCUCCUUUCAUUGCAACGGUCAUGCAUAUCCUAUCUUACAGAUAUGCUUUAAAAAGCAAUUAAGCAAUAAUUAUUUCAUACGUAUUUGCUUGCCUAUAUAAACCGAGCAGGGUUACCAUCUUUUCUUUUUCACACUGGAAUAGAUAUCAUCCGUCUCGACUUCUCUUGCCUAGGAAUAACUUCAACAUCAGGCCAACCUGUGUUAGCUUCAUGGCCUUGCGACAGAUACAUGAUGUGCAACCUCUUUCAAGUCACAGUAAUUCAGCAGGAACAUGCUCAAAUCAAGAUGAUUUUCGGCAAGCAUUACUAAACUCUAUCAAUGAAACAACAUAUAACAAUUCAAUGACCAAACAAUUAAUAUCAGAGGAAUCUAAACUAGUUGCUGCCAAGAAACACAGCAUGGCUGAGAGUAACCGCCGGAGUCGAAUCAAUACCCAGUUCGCUACCCUUCGUACCAUUCUCCCCAACUUGAUAAAAGUGAACAAAGCAUCAGUGCUUGAAGAAACAAUCCGGUGCGUGAAAGAGCUGACAAAUACAGUGUCAGAAUUGAAAGAAAUAUAUGGUGGUGGUAGAUUGGAAUGUGUAUUUCCUGGUGGGGCUGACAAGUUAAGAAUCGGUUCCUGUAAGGGGAAAGGUCAGGAAGUUGUGAAAGUAGUAUUCAGCUGUGAUGAUAAAAGGAAGCUAUUGUCUGAUGUUGCAAGGGCAGUGAGAUCAGUGAAAGGAAAGGUAGUGAGGGCAGAGAUGGUGACAAUGGGUGGAAGGACCAAGUGUGUUUUGUGGGUACAAGGAAUAAAUGGGAAUGAGGAGUUAGAGAUGCUAAGGAGGGUUCUAAAUGCUCUCACCGAGAAGCCGAAUAUGGCGAGGACAUGUAACAGGCCAAAGCUUACUCUGUUGUGAUAAUUUGUGGUGUAAAAUUUCAUGGAGGCUGUUAUUUAUUGUAAAUUUUAUUUUAUCAAUAGUAGAUAGACAGCAGGAUGCAUGCAUGCUACUCUUAGAUUGUAAACUUAGAAUGGAGAACUAGUUAGUGUAUAUGUAAUGUUUCACAAGAUUUUACUUUUAUUUAUUAAACCCAACAACAAGAAUCUGAGGAAAAAGGCCUGAUGCUUGAUUCUGAAGAGAUCUUCUAUCCCUCCUAUCAGCUGUCUACCAAAUUAUAAUUUUUCAAGCACAAGAAAUUUCAUCUAACCUUUUAUGCCUCUUAAUUAGAUUAGACUACAAGCAUGUAUGUCUAAAUGGCUUUAAAUAAAAACUCAAAGAGGAUACAAUAUGGUUAAUAAUGAGAUGGAUUUUCUCAAUUCCAACCAACUCAAACAUUAUAGGAUAGCUUUCAAAAAUACAUUUUUCCCUGUACAUUGCUUGUGUCUAAGCUUAUCGCUUCAAUGGACAUAUAUAGUCGAUGAGGACUUGAAUUAAUCAGUUCUUCUCCAUUAUAUGCUGCUUUCCUCCAACACAGUUCUCAAACAAAUAUCUCCAUACUGAAAAAAAAAGGUUGCUUUCUUUGUUCGAAUAAGGCUUCUUUUAAACAUUUUUAUUUUAACUGUGGAGUCAUUUUUUCACUUUUGUAAUUGCAAGUUGUCUUUAAUUGUACCAUUACCAUUUUCCAUGAAUCAAUGCGAACCUGGCAGCUUGACAGGUUUUUUGGAUACACUAGCAGCUUCACCACCACCAAUCCACCAUGACUGCUGGAACUAGCUAGUCCCACCUCCACCAAAGGCCACAUUGCCUUCGCUGCCAACACUGCUGAAUACCAUCUUUAUUGCCAUCAUUGUCGUCAACUGCUUUCCACAUACUGCAAACUUAACCAACUAUGUGUUACUGCCUCCUUUCAAAAGCACCUGAAUCCCAUCUUUGCCAAAUUUCCCUUCCUGCCUACAGUGUCCACAGUCACAAAGGUGACAUUACCACUUCCAUCAACUCCACUCCUCAUACCUAAGCUUCCAACUAUUCCAACAACAAUGUCUUCAAACUCUCCCGACCUUCUGUCAAAUUACUUCAGAUGCUACAUUUUCCACCACUGUGCCUCAUAGCUUAUAACUAUUAGAUGGUUCAGGCACCUAACUGACAUGCCAUGGUUAUACGUUGGAGGGUUUUACUUCUAUUUUCACAUCAAGAGGUUUGUGUAUACUGUCCUCAAUUUUUCACUUUAAGCAUAUUCAGUUUCAUUAUUUACUGGUGACAGAUACAAGAAGCUAUCGUUAUUCUUGUCAUACCAUACUUCUGCAAUAAGUAUUUGGAUGAAUAUGGUUUCUUAUGAGUUACUAUACACAUGAUAUUAUAAUGAUUAAACCUAUGGUAUUAAAUCCAUGUGAGUUUUUUUUUUUAAUUGAAAAAUCACAUUUUAUGGUUCAACAUUCUAACACCUUAAAAGAUGCUCAUAUGCAAAUGACAAAAGACCAGAUUAAGGAUCUUGUUUAUAACUGAUUAUUCCUAAGAAAUUUAUGAUAGGGAUCAGGCAGGAUAGAGAAAGUGUGAGGAUUCACUCAGCAUAUCUAAUGGUAUUGUUAGUGUGCGUGAUACUGAUAUUGCAUCAGUUGGCCUCUGUAUGAUGGGGCAAGAGACUAUAGCCAGCAUUAGUAAGACAUAAAAUCAAUUGCAUGCAAAAUAUUAUGUUCCCAGUAAUCCAAAAUGAGAAUAAGAAAUCAAAAUAAAGCCUGAUUUCCACGCAGACUUCAAUUUCUAUCUAAGACAACUCCGUUUUAGUUCAGAUUUAUUGAACAGU